This is a messenger RNA of Conger conger (European conger), 1758 nucleotides long. It is a transcript of the gene ypel1, whose product is annotated as yippee-like 1. Lineage: Eukaryota; Metazoa; Chordata; Actinopteri; Anguilliformes; Congridae. The transcript has 5 exons. The record is from RefSeq and is a predicted model, not a curated record. The coding region runs from base 853 to 1212 and encodes 119 amino acids.
UAACAAAACAAAAGACGCGACUCGGCAGCUGUAGCAUAGAUCAGAAAAGGUUUGGAGAAGCUGUCAGUUUACGCUUUUAAUACACGGUCGGAUGAGUUUACAGGGAUCCCGGGCCAGGAAGACCCAGCGAUACGCGCUGCUGAUUAAAGGAAAUAUAUAGGGAAAAUAAUUCAAUCUUAUUUCAUGAAAUAUUUUUGGAAAAAUCAGAACGGAGGGGAUUUGCGUGGGAAAGAAUAUAAACGCUCAUAUCAGACUCUGCGUUGAAAAAAACGAGGCUUUCAAACGGUCUAGUUGGCUAGGUUAUAUGCAACUCCAAUACGUCCUGGAGUGGAGGCUGCUGUCAUUGUAACGGCUUCAACCAAACCGCAGCAGCGCUAAUCGAGACACAUAAAUGGGAAAUAUAAGAGCUAGCUAGUUUGGAAAACACGGUGCUGGAAUUGUGCACUCUUACAGCUGAGGAGUAGAUACACGUUUAAGUGAUCUCGGUCAAUGAAUUAGUCUACACAGACGGGCGGUGGAACGGGAGAAAUAUGAAAUGCAAUAAAAGACAUUAAAGAAACCUCGCUAUCUCUAGGACUGUGGCCCUCGUGCGUGGUCCACAACACACUACUUGUGAAUGAGAAAGAAAGCGGCCGUGGAGAAAUCCUAUUCUCCACCUCCGUCCGAAAGGGAGAUCAUUGUUUUUGCGUGUGCAUUUCUCUUGUGGUGCAUGUGUGGGGCGUGCCACACACCCACUCCAGAACAACGACGGCUUUUGCUUGCAUCUUCCAGUGUUUCUUCUGUCAGCAAGUCCAGCAGAGCUGCAGCACAUCCAGCCCCAGCCCGGAGGCCAGCGAGGAACCCCACAGUGAGAUGGUGAAGAUGACCAAGUCCAAGACCUUCCAGGCCUACCUGCCCAACUGUCAUCGCACCUACAGCUGCAUCCACUGCCGGGCCCACCUGGCCAACCACGACGAGCUCAUAUCCAAGUCGUUCCAAGGCAGCCAAGGACGAGCCUACCUCUUUAACUCUGUGGUGAACGUGGGCUGUGGGCCAGCGGAGGAGCGGGUUCUCCUCACCGGACUGCAUGCCGUGGCGGAUAUCUACUGUGAAAACUGCAAAACCACCCUGGGGUGGAAAUACGAGCACGCGUUCGAGAGCAGUCAGAAGUACAAAGAAGGAAAGUUCAUCAUCGAGCUGGCACACAUGAUCAAGGACAACGGCUGGGAGUGAGCCCCCUGCCCCCUGUGUCUGACCUCUGACCUUUCCCCGCUCCGUCAGGGGCCGCUGGAGGGCGGUCUCCCAGACUCACGCACCAAACUUCAUGACACAAGACAUUUUUACAGAACUGACCGGCCGAGGCGCUGCAGACGGACCCACAGCCCUGCUCCAGUUCUUCACACGGACGUGUGAUCCGGCGCCAGACUGGUUCUGAUCCGUUACUGUCGCUGAUGUGCUGUUCUGUCCUGCGUCUCGACCACUGUUCAGAGGAGAAGCCCUUUCUCUUCAGCGGACACUGUUCCUGCGUUCAGUCUUCUUCGGUUUAAUGAGGGGGGGCUCCUGUGACACGGGCUGAUGUGACUGGCCCUUCCCAUGACUCUCUGCCUGCAGGGUGAAUACAGACAGUCUCCAGGAGAGUGGCAGGGAGAUGGGGAGGAUGUCCUGUAGCAGGUGGCAGAGUUUGGGGGUGGGUGGGGGGGUAGUGUUUUGGACCCCCUCUAUUUUAACGUGUUUCCGUUAUUUUAUUUCAGUUUGUUUUUUGUUGUUGUUCUUAUGAUG